Molecule: messenger RNA, 282 nt
Organism: Diabrotica balteata
Lineage: Eukaryota; Metazoa; Arthropoda; Insecta; Coleoptera; Chrysomelidae
Source: the annotation of a GenBank genome assembly
AUGGGAUUCUCAAUAGGAAUAGAAUGGGUACCUGGACAUAAGGGGAUUAAAGGUCGUCCCCCGCCCAAAGUAACUUGGUGGCAAGAAAACGCCCUCCUUGACGAUUCUUUCGAGUAUUUGUCUGAAAGAAGAGUCCGGAAUAUUCUUCACAUAGAUAAACUUGAACGAAAACACCUUCACACCGUGUUUACUUGCCAGGCGUCCAACAAUAAUCUCGUUGCCCCCAUUUCCAGCUCCAUCACCUUGGAUAUAAACCAUUUUACAAUAAACAUCUCUUCUUGA